AGCCAUCUGAGUGAAAGCUGUCACAAGCUGAGUCGUCUCAAUGGGCGGAAAGCAGUGCGUCGCCAACGGCGGGGCGCCGUUUCGCGCUAAAAUAGUCAUCAACAACCUGACGAAGGACUUAACGCUCAAGGAGCCAGGGACGUGCCAUUGCCGCAAAGACGGGUGCGAAAGGAAUCACCACAAAGGCUUGCACAUGGAUGCCGGCAAAGUGGUGCAAGGUGAGGAACCUCCCACUGUUCUGGACCCCUUGGACAGCGGGAUGUUCGCGAUAUCGGCCCGGGAGAGCACGGCCUGCGGCCCAGACGGCGAGUUGCACUACGAUGUGUGGCGCGACGGCGUCAAGUCCGGUACGGUCACGCUCUACUUCUCGCGUGACGCGAAUUCGAGCACGCGCUCGCAGAACAGCAGGGUCAGCGGGUGCGUGAACAACGGCGAGUACGAGUUGUUUGGCGACUUCCCUCCGGACACUACGGAUUGCACUUUCACACUUCGAAAACGCAAGGUCGAGGUCCGCCUGCGUGGGCAGCUGAGUGCACAGUUCGGAGGCGGUAGCCUGGACAUGACUGUUCCCAUCGAGGACAUUCUGAAGCUCCCUGAGUUGCAAAGGCUGUUGGAAGGGAUGGACCAGAUGGGGGCCCAAGCGGACAAGCUGACGGAGGUCGUCAAAAAGCUGCAGGAGGAAGGCAUCAAGUUCGAUUUUGUGUCCGCCAACAAGCCCAGUUGGUGGCCUUUCUGAAGCACAAAGGUUUGAUGCUGAAACUUUCUUGCAGUGUUGCUACGCUUGUUUCGAUUUCGGCUUUCGUGCCUGCGCCAGUGUUGCAGCACGCAAAAUAUUUUUUUUUUUACGGGUGCAGCCUAUGCCAGUUUCAGUUUCGGCUUUGGCUCCCAUGCAGGCCCCUCGUUGGACAUGGCUUUGCCAACUCCAAUCUUGCGGCC
Effrenium voratum is the source of this 936-nucleotide messenger RNA. Lineage: Eukaryota; Dinophyceae; Suessiales; Symbiodiniaceae. The record is from the annotation of a GenBank genome assembly.